Messenger RNA from Acaulospora morrowiae, 2049 nucleotides. NCBI's taxonomy places the organism in Eukaryota, Fungi, Glomeromycota, Glomeromycetes, Diversisporales, Acaulosporaceae. The record is from the annotation of a GenBank genome assembly.
AUGGCAGGAACACGGAGUUAUCACAGUAAAUCUUUUAGUGAAGACAGUGGUAUGCAUUCUCACCUUUCAGCGCCUUUGUCAAGAACAAGAUCUGUCGCAGGUCCGAGACCGCUACCGAGUAGACCCACUGGUCAUAUAUCUCAACAAUAUAGAAAUUAUAACGAGCCCUCGGGCUCCCAGGUUCCCGAACCUAUUAUAUACAAGGUGCACGAUCAACCAUUCCCUACAAUAAUUUCACCUAAACCUCAGAAAUUUUUGCCGGCCGUAAUAGAAACACAAUAUCAAGAUGCCGAAGAGUAUCAAGUUUCCGGAAUACAAAGUUGGAAUAACGGUGGCAAGGAAAGAUUAUUCACGAAUGUUCCGCAAAAUCAUAUUCUGGAGAAUAAUUAUGUUAAUCCCUCACAGCAUAUCCAACAGUUUCAUUAUGAUCAAAAUGUCAACAUAACCAAUAGUUCUUAUGCCCAGGAUCAAGGAUACCCGAUACAGGAACUAAUAAAGGAUAUGCAAGAGAUUACAAUUCAACGAAACCUUCCGGAACACACCAACCGUGCUGUUUUGCCCUCCGUUCCAAUACCAGAAAGUCAGACUCAGUAUCAAAGACAACAAUUUAAUCAAGAUGGGUCGGGAUCUUGGGGUUCACCGAGUCAAUUGACGUCAGGCUAUGAUGAACGACAAUAUAUCCAGGGCCCCGGCUAUUUAGAUCGAAUGUCUGAUUAUUCACGACAUUCAUCUCUCGGUCCAGAUGGUGUACCCAUACCAUUUUCAUUGUCUGGUGGGAAUAGAGGUAGUUUAUAUUAUUCUGAGGGAAACAGAACUCCCACGCCUGAUCGCAAUUCAAAGAUUCCUCCUUUAAAGUUGUGGAUAGAUGACAAGGCUGCUAGAAGAAGGACUGCGAUGUCAAAAACUUUAGCUCUAGAUGAAAACGAAGCAUUACAAAAAUAUCGUGAAGCUGCUAAAAAGACAAAUGAUCCUGCCAUUCAAAUGGAUUAUGCAAAAUUCCUUAUGCAAAUGGUUGAAUUAGGUGAAUUGGGGGAAUUUGGUGAAUAUGGUAGCACAGACGUUUCUAAGGGCAGUUCAAUUAAUAAAUUAAACGAGGAAGUUAUGUAUUGGGUUAACCAGCUUGCUAAGAAUAAUUUUGCAGAAGCAUUGUACAUAAAGGGUACAUGGUUUGAGUACGGAACUUAUGGAAAGGAAAAAAAUGAAGAGAAAGCUUUCAAAUUGUAUUUGUCCUCAUCUAAACAAGGACUUCCAAAGGCAAAACGUAAAGUUGCUGAAUAUUAUGAGAAAAACAAAGAUUACAAACGCGCAUUACAAUUUCAUAAGAAAGCUGCAUCUCUUGGAGAUAUUGUUUCCAUAAACCGCCUAGCACUGGUAUAUAUGCAUGGAGAAUUGAAACAGGAACCAGAUUUUAAGCAAGCACUUAUUUAUUUAAAACAAGCAGCAUCGAAGGCCGAUGAAGAAUGCCCUGAUGGCGCCUAUGUGUACGGGAUGAUACUGGCUAGAGAAUAUGAUAAAGUCAAUAUUCCUGAUGAUCUUGUCGUGCCCGAUGAUUAUGAAGCAAAAGAGCUGAUCCUUAAGGCUGCAAAUUUGGGUCAUGCUGGCGCAUUAUUUAAGAUGGGGUCUUGCUAUGAGUAUUCAGCUUUAGGCUGUCAGUUCGAUCCCUUAUUAUCAAUUCAAUAUUAUAAGCGGGCUACUGAAAAAGGUUAUGUGGAAGCGGAUAUGGCAUUGUCCAAAUGGUACCUAUGCGGUUGCGAAGGUUAUUUCGAGCAAAAUGAGGAGCUUGCGUAUGAGUAUGCUGAAAAGGCAGCGAUGAAAGGAUUACCAACAGCAGAAUUUGCCAUGGGAUAUUAUCACGAAGUUGGAAUUCAUGUUCCUGCCAACAUGUCUGUUGCGAAUGCUUGGUAUACAAAGGCUGCCGAACACGGCAAUAAGGAUGCAAUAGACAAGCUAUCGAAAGGCGAGCAAUUUACGCGUUCAGAUCACGAACUGAGUAAGUUAACGCAGUUAAACGAAAGAGAACAAAAAGGAAAAGAUUGCGUCAUUCAAUAA